Molecule: messenger RNA, 5568 nt
Organism: Trifolium pratense (red clover)
Lineage: Eukaryota; Viridiplantae; Streptophyta; Magnoliopsida; Fabales; Fabaceae
Product: putative E3 ubiquitin-protein ligase LIN
Exons: 17
Coding region: 700-5172 (1490 amino acids)
Biological process (GO): protein ubiquitination
Molecular function (GO): ubiquitin-protein transferase activity; protein binding
Source: RefSeq, a predicted model, not a curated record
AUAAUAUAAUAAUAAAAUGAAAUAAUUAACAAUAUGUGCCUUAGCCUAAGUUUUGCUUCUGUCAUACAUACAUGCCGGCCAUAGCAAUUUUCAACUUUGUAUAUUACAUAGUUUUUUUUCUCUUGAAUCCUUCCCUGAUUUUUUCUUCUUGUAACAAACGUGUUGGCUUAUUCAUCAUGUCAAACUCAUAAUUUAUGUCUCUUUCUUUCAUCAUAACUUUAAGUCAAAGAUCAAAAAAUCCAAGUGUCAUUAAUAUUCCUAUAUAGUUUGUUUCUGAAUAUUUGAGUACUUUUCUUUGUACUUCCAUCAUCUUCUAUUUGCAGCUACCUAGCUUUGCCAUGAUGUGAUUGAUGUCCCUCAUCAUCAUCAGUUGCAUCUCUUGAAGGGUCAGAGGGAAAGUUGUAGUGGUUGAAAAGAAGCUAUAAGGUUAAUAUCUAUUUUGAAGAUGUUAUUCUGCUGUUUAUUUUAUGGUUAGGAAUCGAACUCGGUACUCUGAGGUUUACAACACUCAGAUACUUUCCACACCAACCACUUGCGCUAGACUCUGGUGGUUCGAUAUAGGAAUAGAUUAUUCUUGUAUUGCAUAGAUGUUUGCUUCAAAAUUCCUUAAUGCAAUUUUAACUGCUUUUGGAGGAUUCAUGUCAAGUGCACACAAAUCUUGACCAUUUUUAAGUUUUUUCUGAGCUGAAAAUUAUUUAGAUGGCGGGGAACUUCAGAUUCAUGAUGGAUCAGAAGGAUAUUGUAAGAUUCUUGACUACAACUAUUGAUAGUUUUAUUCAAGAUAGAUUAAUCAACAAAGAACAAAGAACACAACAUAAAGAUCAAUGUGCUGAAAGGUUAGCAGCUGAAGAUGAAAAUGGUGACAAAGAAACCGAGGUAGAAUAUUCGGAUCAAGCAGUAUUGGCAAAUCUAGAUUGGGGUAUUGAAGCUCUUGAAGAAGCUAUUAAUACCUAUAAUAUGGAAACUAAACUUGCAAGAUUAGAUUAUGCAGAGAAAAUGUUGCAAGUGUGUGCAAUGUUGAACCCUAAGCAAAAAACUGCUGGAGUGCCAAAUUCAUAUUUAUCAGCUUGGGCACAUUUAAAUUUAUCAUAUUUAUGGAAAUUGAGGAACAAUAUUCAGAGUUGUAUUUUUCAUGCUCUUGAGAUGUUUAUUGUUGAUCCAUUUUUCGCUAGGAUUGAUUUCGCGCCUGAGUUAUGGAAAAACCUGUUUCUUCCUCAUAUGAGUUCAAUUGUAGGGUGGUAUUCUGAGGAGAGACAUAAGCUUAUGAUGGAAGUGAUACCUGAAUCUUCUGAUUUUUCUUAUACUGCUGAUUUUGAUAAAGUUUUCAAUGAGUCUUUGGUAUUUUCUAUGAGGCCGAAUCACCUAGAUAAAUUGCAAAAACUUGAGCAGCUUUAUGGAGAGUCUUUAGAUGAGAACACAAAGCUAUAUGCAAAAUAUUAUAAUGAUUGUAUGAACUCUGAUUCUACCUCAAGCAAGAAGGUUAUUCCGAUGUUGCCGAUUGCUGAGCCUCCGAUGACUCCUUUGCAUGAGUUGAGUCGGUCUGUUCCUGAUUUCGUAAAAUUUGGUCCUAUUUUGCCUAAGAGCUCUGGAUUUUCUAUGGCAACAAGAAGAUCUAAUGACGGUUUAAAUGAAACAAACAGAGAGAAUUUAACUUCAAAUUCCAACCAUUCAAAGGGGGAGAAAUCAUCCAUGUGGGGUGCUAAGGAGAGCAUAAUUGAAGAGAUUGAAGAUGAUUCAGAUUCUGAGCAUUAUGACGCGUCUGUGGAUUCUGAUAAAAUCAAUAUUUUCUCACCCGACUUGAAGACAAAUAUCAAGGAUGAGGAUGUUGAACCAAAAGUAUAUCGAUCAAACCAGAAGGAUCAAAUGCAAUCUCCUAACAUCUCUCCUAUGGAAUCCCCAAGAGCUGCUCGAAAGCAUUCAUCUCCAAAUCCUCGAAUCCAUAGGAAAAAAGAAUCAAAGUUUUUGCGGUUACUAUCUAAUCGUUUUAAGGGAUCAACUAUUUCUGAUCAUUCUCUAUCAUCAUCUCCUGACACAAGCUCUGAUCAUAUUUUCAACGGUGAUGAAGAAGAAGCGAUGGUCUUGAAUAAUAUUAAGAGGAAAAAUGAUAGUCAAACAGCUAGUGUGAAUCAAGACAAUGAGAAUAGUCUGGGGCUGAAUGACAGUUCCCAUUGUGAAAGUGAGGAUGGAUAUCAAAGCUCUACUUCAUUUCCAAAAUUAGGGAAACUGACUAUUGGAUCAAAACCACCCAAAGAUUUUGUUUGUCCAAUCACAGGUCAGAUAUUUAGUGAUCCUGUCACCCUUGAAACAGGCCAGACCUAUGAAAGAAAAGCGAUUCAAGAGUGGCUCGGAACAGGAAACACAACAUGUCCAAUCACGCGGCAGCCUCUAUCUGCAAACAUCUUACCAAAAACAAACUAUGUUUUGAAGAGAUUGAUAGUAUCAUGGAAAGAACAGCAUCCAGAACUAGCUCAAGAAUUUUCAAAUUCUAACACGCCAAGGGGUUCUUCAUGUUCUCCAUCUGCAAAAGACAUCGCAAUGAUUUCGACUAUACAAAGAACAACUGAUUCACCAAGUCAGAAGUACAAAGAUGAUUAUAUUAGACAACGGAACAAUAGAUUUGUGAGGGUUGCUGUCGGUGCAUCUCCAACUAGUGUAUUAUCUCAAGCUGCAGUUGAAACGAUUAUAAAUUCCUUGACACCUUACAUCACAAGUCUAUGUACAUCAGAAAACUUGCAGGACUGUGAAGAAGCUGUAUUGGAAAUAGCAAGAUUGUGGAAGGACUCAAAGACUGAUCCUCAUAUUCAAUCUUAUUUAUCAAAACCAACUGUCAUAAGUGGUUUAGUAGAAAUUCUCUCAGCUUCUCUGAAUAGAGAAGUUCUGAGAAGAUCGAUAUAUAUUCUUUCCGAACUAAUUUUGGCUGAUGAAAGAGUUGGAGAAACACUUAAUAGUGUAGAUUCUGAUUUCGAUUGCUUGGCUACUCUACUUAAGAAUGGUUUGUUUGAGGCUGCACUUCUUAUUUACCAACUACGGCCAGUUUUUGCCCAGCUUUCAGAACAUGAACUUAUACCCUCUCUUAUCCAAGUAAUCCAAAACAAAAAUGAGGAUAUAGAUGGUUUUCAGUUAUCUAUAGACCCCGGAGAUGCUUCCAUAGCAAUUCUUGAGCAAAUUUUAAUGGGAGGGGAUGAAUAUAACAGGUCUGUCAAUGCUUCAAGUGUUAUCUCGGCAAAUGGAAUUCCAGCCAUAGUGAAGUAUUUGGACAGAAUGGAAGGGAGGAGGUCUGUCAUUUCCAUACUUUUGUGUUGUAUGCAAGCUGAAAAAAGUUGCAAGAUCUCAAUAGCAAAUAGAAUUGAAUUGUCGCCUAUUCUUGAAUUAUUUCAUGCUGGAAAUGAUAGUGUGAGAGGAAUCUGUGUGGAGUUUCUCUCAGAACUGGUCCGAUUGAAUAGAAGGACGUUCAGCAAUCAGAUAUUACAGAUAAUCAAAGAUGAAGGAGCAUUCAGUACAAUGCAUACAUUUCUUGUAUAUCUUCAGAUGGCUCCAAUGGAACAUCAAAUUGCUGUUUCCAGUCUUCUUAUUCAGCUAGAUCUUUUGGUUGAGCCGCGAAAGAUGAGCAUUUACAGGGAAGAAGCUGUAGAGACACUGAUAGAAGCACUUUGGCAAAAGGACUUCUCAAAUAAUCAAAUGAAGGCUUUAGAUGCUUUACUAUUUCUUAUCGGACACGUCACUUCCUCAGGAAAGUCGUAUACUGAAGCUUGGUUGCUGAAAGUUGCAGGAUUUGAUCAGCCUUACAAUGUUUUAAUGAAGGCCGAGCAAUUGGGAUACCAUGACAAUGAUUUGAUGGAAACAAUGGAGGAUGAGAAAAAUGCCAUGAAAUCUUGGCAGAAAAGGGUAGCUUCUGUACUUUGCAAUCACGAAAACGGAUCAAUAUUUCAAGCUUUGGAAGAAUGCCUAAAGAGUAACUCCUUAAAGAUGGCAAAAUCUUGCCUUGUUCUUGCCACAUGGCUCACACACAUGCUCUUUACUCUACCUGAUACUGGUGUAAGGGAUAUUGCUCGGAAAUCCCUGCUCGAGGCACUUAUAAAUGUCCUCCAAUCAUCCAAGAACCUAGAGGAAAAGAUCCUGGCUACCCUAGCUUUGAAGUCUUUCAUUAGUGAUCAAACUGCUCAUGAAGCACUUAGAGUAUAUGCUAAAAGCAUCUAUAGAAUCUUGAGGAAGCUGAAGAAAUAUUCAACAGUUGCAGCUGAUAUAUUGAAAGCCUUACUAAACUUAAAUUCUGUUGAUGUGACAGAGUUGUGGAGUUGUAAAGAAGUAGUAGAGUUAGAUUUGAGCUCAAAUGGAGAAGUGCUUUCUUUGCUUUACCACAAUGGUCAGGUCUUAAGUGGACAUGCUGAUGGAACUAUCAAGGUAUGGGACGCAAGGAAGAGAAUACCACGAGUAAUUCAAGAAACUCGUGAGCACAAAAAAGCUGUCACAUCGCUUUGCUCUUCUGUUGAUAAACUAUACAGUUCUUCGUUGGACAAAACAAUCCGGGUUUGGAUGAUUAAACCUGAAGGGAUUAAAUGUAUAGAUGUUUAUGACGUUAAGGAGGCAGUGUAUGAGCUAGCAGCCAAUGCUGAAUUGGCAUGCUAUGUAACUCAAGGAACAGGAGUUAAGGUUUUUAAUUGGUUAGAUACUCCAAAGCUCAUCAAUUUCAACAAAUAUGUGAAAUGUCUUGCUGUUGCCGGCGACAAACUGUAUUGUGGUUGCUCUGGUUACAGCAUACAGGAGGUUGACUUAUCCAAAUAUACAUCAACUUCAUUCUUCACUGGUACAAGAAAAUUGUUGGGAAAACAAACCAUACACUCCAUUCAAAUUCAUGAUGAUUUCCUCUUUGCUUGUGGUUCUUCUGUUGAUGCAACUGCAGGAAAGAUAUUUUCAAUUUCCACCAAAAUGGUGGUGGGAUCACUCUCAACUGGACUCGACAUCCAUCGUGCAGCCAUCACCAGUGACUUUAUAUUUGCUGGUACAAAAUUUGGCACCAUUGAGGUUUGGCUGAAAGAUAAGUUCACCCGAGUCGCUUCCAUCAAAAUGGCAGGCGGUCAAACAAAAAUUACAUCAUUAGUGUCAGAUGUUGAUGGCAUGAUGCUUUUUGUUGGUUCCUCUGAUGGAAAGAUCCAGGUUUGGGCUUUAGAUUAAGCACGAUAAAUGGACGAGUAUAAUAUCCCUUUUGCCACAUGUAAAUGAAUGCUGAUAAGUUUUAGCUAUUUGAGUUCCUUACACAUUUUAUAGGAUUUCAUCAGUCAAAAAGUAUUGUUCAUUAAAUUAUAUUAUCCAAAUAAGAUCUUCUCUGUUGAAGGCAUGCACGAAACAGGUGCAAAUAUAAUUGAAUUAUACUAUAGGCGGGUUUGGGUACAUCAUACACCAUCAACAUCAACUUGCACAAGCAUCUCAUCUCAUAGUUGUUAAUUCAACUACAUAGUGAAAGAGACAGUUGAAACAUUUAACCCACAUAUAACAUCACAUAUUGUAUGUAACAUGAAAAUGUGAAACUAUUUUUUGAUAUAAUUAACAAUUAAACCGAUCAUUCUGCCA